AUCCUGAGUAACAAAGUGACAGCUGGUCAAACAUGAAACACACAAAGACUCGAAUUGAGUCAUGACUUAUUAUCACAUAUAGGAAAUAACUUUCACUUCGUUUCUCAAUCAAAGUUCAAAGAGUAUUUUUCAAAACGCGCGAAAUUUGAAUUAAAAAGGAACAAGAAGUUUAGCUGUAUUAUUAUUAUAAUACAGCUUCACCAAUAUUGUGUAUAUUAGUACUAUAGAAAUAUAUAUACCAAUAUGUUGAUUGAAGAAUGUGAAUCUAUUUUCCAAUGGCAUCCAGAAAUUAUACUUACUUCGACUUCGCCAGUUACAUGGCAAGGCCUUCUAAUGAUCACAAUCCCUUCGAAUGCAAUAGAAAAACAAAAAGUUAAACUGAAAUUAAUUUUACCAAAUUAUCCACUGAUACACGAUGCAGUGCUUAAUUUUGGUAAGAGCUAUGCUUUUUUACAAAAACGAACAUUUAUUACAAGUGUAAAUGAUUUAAUUCAAAAAUCUUCUUCAGUAUCAUCUUUUUUGAGAUUACUGCAAUCACUUAUUAGUGAAACUAUCGAUAAAUUAAACGAAGAAUAUAAUGUACCAAUUGAUCAAUCACCUACUGCCAUACUUCAAGAUCUAAAAGAUAUCUUUGAAUCUAAAUCUGGCAUUACGUUAUCAUCUAAUAGUUCCUUAGAUACAAUCAAAUUAUCAUUGAAAAACAUUCAUAUUGUAUUGAAAAGAACUAAUGAUAAUAUCAAUCCAUGGAAUGUUAUAUCCAAUGAUUUACCGGAGAUAUCUGCAUUAGGAUCUUUUAAUCAAAAAAUAUCUUCUCUAACUAUUAUAAAAGAUAAAUUUAAACAACAAGUAGAUAGAUUUGAUGCCUUAUGGAAAGUCUUGUCAGAAAUUGAUAAAAAUUGCUGUGUACUAGAUCCAAUUCCUACAAAACCGAAUCACUUAUAUAGGCGUAUUUACUUAUCACAAUCAUUAUCUAUAUUAAUUACAAUAGAUCCCUUAAAUCCUACUUCCCCUCCAAAUCUUAAAUUUUUAGGCAGUGAUGUUGAUGUACAAAGACAAAAAGAUAUUAUUUCAAAGAACAUGCAUAUCUGGAACUCAGAAAAAAGUAUAUUACAGAAUUUACUCAUUUUGUUAGAUAUAUCUGAAUUUCCUUCCCAAAAAGAACAAAGUGAUAGCAUCGAUGAUCAAAAUUGUAUGUUUAUGAAUGAAGAAUGUUGUAUUUGCUUUUCUUUAGAAUCAGAUACGGAACAAUUUCCAAAUAAAAUUUGCGAUAAUAUUAAAUGCAGAAGACAUUUUCAUACAAAAUGUUUGCUACAAUGGUUACAAGCAGUAGCUGGGAACCAGGUUGCAUUUGAUCACAUACAUGGUUCCUGUCCUCAUUGUGAAGAAAAUAUAUCCUGUCCUAUUAAUUAAUUUUAUAAUUGAUCAAAGUGUUAAUUUAAAUAAUAAAUACAAAUCUUAUUUUCUCUAAAUACAUGCAUAUGGAAAUAAUUAUUUUCUUUUGACCAUUGUAAGAUUAAAAACGUAGUCUCUAUUAGGAUUACGCGUGAAUAGAAAUGAAUAGAAACAUUACAUUAUCAUUAGAUUUAAAAUACACGAUUUCUAUAACUAUAUUUGACGUUAGUUUAUACUUUCUUUUGAAUUUAAAUUUCACUUAUAAUCUAUUAUGUAUAUAUGUCCUUAGAAAUGUCAUAUAUAUGUCACAUAAAUAUAUAUACAUAUAAUAUAAAAUAUCAUUUUGAAUUAAACCCCCCUAGGACUACAUUGUACUCAAAUUAAUCAAUAAUAUAUAAUUGUUGCGUCAUAAUGAAAAUAAAAAUUCUAUAUUUGUUAAUGUGUAUUAAGUUCUUAUUAGUGCUAUCAACGAUCGCAGAUGAGAAAGAAAUAAUAGUGAAAUUUGAAAAACCACCUUUUAGAACUGAUCCAUUUACAAAUGCCCUGCUUAAAAUACAAUCAUAUGAAGAUUUAUGUAGAAAAUGGUUUGUAAAUCGUAAACAAAAUCAUGCAAAAUUUCUUAAACGUUUUAACGAAGAAGAUAACUAUGAUCAUAAGAUUAUAAUAAUCAUAGACUUUACUGAAUAUAUAGUAAAAGAUAUUGAAAACAGUGUAACAUUAUUAGAUAAUACGAAAUCUUAUUUUAUGAAAAGCAAUGGAACCCUAGCACGGAGAGAUUCUAUUUUAAGGAGUAAGUUAUAUUGACACAUAAAUUAUAUUAAAAUUUGAGAACAUUUUGGGAAAGAUAAAUAUUUUAAAAUACAUUACUCAUAUUAAGUACUGCUUAUCAGUUUUGUUAAUUUUAUAGGCUUAUAUCUGGUAUCUCAGCAAGUUAUCGCUUUUCAAAAGCUUAUUCGUGAUUUAUCACAUAUAAGCACAGGAGAUGCGGUACUUCAGGAUAAAUGGAAUCAAACGAUUGUAUUGUCUUUGCAAUACACUAAUUUGAUGAAAGAUACGGUGGAUAAAAGUAUUAUUGAUACUCUCGUUUCAACUAAAGACAAAAUAAUGGAAACAAGAUCUAUAAUGGAAUUAAAUAAAAGAAAUUUUGAUCCGAAUAUAAUGAAAUGUGAAUUGUGAACAUUUUUUGUGAUAAUUUAAACAAAAUAGAAACUAUCCGAGAGAGAGAAAAAGAUAUUAUAUUAAUUUAAAUAAAUCGAUUCAGAAGA
Polistes canadensis is the source of this 2657-nucleotide messenger RNA. It is a transcript of the gene Fancl, whose product is annotated as E3 ubiquitin-protein ligase FANCL. Gene Ontology annotation, cellular component: nucleus; Fanconi anaemia nuclear complex. The transcript is spliced from 8 exons. The record is from RefSeq and is a predicted model, not a curated record. Gene Ontology annotation, molecular function: ubiquitin protein ligase activity. Lineage: Eukaryota; Metazoa; Arthropoda; Insecta; Hymenoptera; Vespidae. Bases 244 to 1410 code for a protein of 388 amino acids. Gene Ontology annotation, biological process: protein monoubiquitination; interstrand cross-link repair.